Molecule: messenger RNA, 1097 nt
Organism: Dendrobium catenatum
Lineage: Eukaryota; Viridiplantae; Streptophyta; Magnoliopsida; Asparagales; Orchidaceae
Product: bidirectional sugar transporter SWEET4
Exons: 5
Coding region: 160-906 (248 amino acids)
Biological process (GO): carbohydrate transport
Cellular component (GO): membrane
Molecular function (GO): sugar transmembrane transporter activity
Source: RefSeq, a predicted model, not a curated record
GGGGCUGGGGGCUUAUAUAAAGAACCCAAGAUAGCCAUCGUUUAAGCACAGCGCAAAAACUAUUGCUCAAUAGUUUUUUGAUAGAGCUGAGGGCCCAAAGCUUUCCUUCCCUUCCUCUUCAUCUUCUUCUUCUUCUUUCUCCAAGUCGCUCAGGAAGCCAUGAUUUCUGCAGAAACCAUCAGAACUGUGGUGGGGAUCAUCGGAAAUGGCUUAUCCCUUAUUCUCUUCCUCUCCCCGCUGCCAACUUUUCGCAGGAUCUGUAAGACCAAAUCGGUGGAGCAAUUCUCUGCAGCUCCUUACUUAGCAACUCUUCUCAAUUGUAUGUUCUGGGUGGUUUACGGUCUACCGCUAGUGCACCCAAAAAGUACUCUGGUUCUGACGAUAAAUGGCACCGGCACUGCUAUUGAGCUUGUUUAUGUGGUUCUAUUCCUCGCCCAUUCGCAAGGCAAGCAACGCCGUCGCGUGCUCGGCCUACUGGCUUUGGAGAUCGCCUUCGUUGGGCUUGUCGCCGGCCUCGUGAUCGGGCUUCUGCAGACUCAUGAGCGGCGGUCGCUCGUCGUCGGUGUCAUUUGUAUCGUCUUUGGAACGAUGAUGUACGUCGCCCCCUUGGCCGUAAUGAAAUUGGUGAUACAGACAAAGAGUGUAGAAUACAUGCCAUUAUUUCUCUCUCUUGCUUCCUUCUUUAAUGGCGUUUGCUGGACUGCUUAUGCCCUUCUGCGAUUUGACCUCUUUAUCACUAUUCCAAAUAGCCUUGGAAUUUUCUUCUCGGUAGCACAACUCGUCCUGCAUAUGCUGUACUACAAAUCGACAAAGCAGCAGCUGGAGGCACGUAAAAAGACCACAGAGAUCGAUCUGACGGAGGUGGUUGUCAAGGGAGAAGCUGCACAGCAGAAUGGCCGCCAUUAAUGUUAGUUAACUAAUAAUUAAGUGUGAUUAGUGUCAUGUAAUUGUGUUUAGAUCUUUGCUUUUGAAUUCUUACUGCAGCAGCCUUCUUUCCAUGCUGCAAGGAAGCGUGUGAGGAGCUAAUCAAGCUUUAUCUUUGAUGUUUAUGAUUUUCUUAGUUUUUUAGUAUUAAGUAUUUUGAAUUUAGCAGAAAA